AUGGUGGUCCAAGGUGCAGUGACACCGGGGAGAACCCGCCGGCUAAUGCUUAAACUGCCGGUGGGGACUCUACGGAGGAACAGUGGAGAGAGGAUGACAGAGGGGAGGCGAUGUCAGGUCCAUCUCCUGGACGACAGGAAGCUGGAGCUCCUUGUACAGCCCAAGCUGAUGGCUAAGGAUUUGCUGGACCUUGUGGCCUCUCACUUCAACCUCAAGGAGAAGGAGUACUUUGGAAUUGCAUACACAGACGAAACGGGUCAUUUUAGUUGGCUGCAGUUGGACCGCAGGGUAUUAGAACAUGAGUUCCCCAAGAAGUCUGGUCCCAUCGUCCUCUACUUCUGUGUCAGAUUCUACAUAGAGAGUAUAUCCUACCUGAAGGACAAUGCCACUAUUGAGCUGUUUUUUCUUAAUGCCAAGUCGAUCAUCUACAAGGAGCUUAUUGAAGUGGACAGUGAUGUUGUUUUCGAAUUGGCUUCCUAUAUUCUACAAGAGGCUAAAGGUGAUUUCACCAGUAAUGAUGCAACCAGGUCUGACCUGAAAAAGCUGCCUGCUCUGCCCACCCAGGCCCUCAAGGAGCACCCAUCUCUGGCCUACUGUGAAGACCGGGUCAUAGAGCAUUACAAGAAGCUCAAUGGACAGUCCAGAGGGCAAGCUAUUGUAAAUUAUAUGAGCAUUGUAGAGUCUCUGCCCACAUAUGGAGUACAUUACUAUGCUGUAAAGGACAAGCAGGGGAUCCCAUGGUGGUUGGGUCUGAGCUAUAAAGGUAUCUUUCAGUAUGACCACCAGGACAAGGUCAAGCCCAGGAAGGUGUUCCAAUGGCGUCAGUUGGAGAACCUCUACUUCAGAGAGAAAAAGUUUUCAGUGGAAGUUCAUGACCCCAGGAGGGCGUCAGUGACAAGAAGGACGUUUGGCCACAGUGGCAUCGCUGUGCAUACCUGGUACGCCUGUCCUGCCCUCAUCAAGUCCAUCUGGGCCAUGGCCAUCAGCCAACACCAGUUCUACCUGGACCGCAAGCAGAGCAAGUCGAAGAUCCAUGCAGCGCGGAGUUUGAGUGAGAUCGCUAUAGACCUUACUGAAACCGGAACUCUGAAGACGUCCAAACUGGCCAACAUGGGCAGCAAGGGCAAGAUUAUCAGUGGCAGCAGUGGCAGUCUACUCUCCUCAGGUUCUCAAGAAUCGGACAGCUCCCAGACAGCUAAGAAGGACAUGCUGGCAGCACUGAGGGCCAGGCAGGAAGCUCUGGAAGAAACACUAAGACAGAGACUAGAAGAACUGAAGAGCAUCUGCAUCAGAGAGGCGGAGCUGACAGGAAAGCUUCCUAAGGAAUAUCCUCUGGAUCCGGGAGAGGAGCCGCCCACAGUGAGACGAAAGAUUGGUACCGCCUUCAAACUGGACGAGCAGAAAAUUCUUCCUAAGGGAGAGGAAGAGGAGCUGGAGCGGUUGGAGCGGGAGUUUGCCAUUCAGUCCCAGAUUACGGAGGCAGCCAGGCGUCUUGCCAGCGAUCCUCAUGUGAGCAGUAAGAAGCUGAAGAAACAGAGGAAGACUUCUUAUCUGAACGCACUGAAGAAGUUACAGGAAAUUGAGAACUCUAUCAAUGAGUACCGGGUCCGCUCUGGCAAGAAGCCUACGCAGAGAGCGUCGCUUAUCAUAGAAGAGGCCAAUAUUGGUUCUGAAGACAGCUCACUGUCUGACGCACUGGUCUUGGAUGAUGAUGACCCUCAAGUUACUGGUACCCCCACCUUCUCUCCGGUAGCAUCACCUCACAAGGGCCUCCCUCCUCGGCCACCAUCUCACAGUCGGCCCCCUCCACCGCAGUCCCUGGAUGGCCUGCGACACCUGCACUACACACGCUCUGACUACGAUAAAUCGCCCAUCAAACCCAAGAUGUGGAGCGAAUCAUCACUGGAUGAGCCCUAUGAAAAAGUCAAGAAACGCUCCUCUCACUCCAGUCACAGGCGUUUCCCAAGCUCUGGCAGUGCUGAGGCAGGGGGCAGUAACUCUCUGCAGAGCAGCCCCAUCAGGAGCCUCCCUCACUGGAAUUCUCAGUCCAGCAUGCCGUCGACCCCAGACCUGAGGUCCAGGACCCCACACUAUGUACAUUCCACUAGGUCAGUGGACAUCAGUCCCACACGUCUGCACAGUCUUGCUCAGCACUUUAGGAACCGCAGCUCCAGCCUUGAGUCCCAGGGCAAACUGCUCGCAUCUGACCCUGACCCACACCCGCACACCCUGGGAACACUGGGCAGCCCUGACUUCUUCCUGGGCCCAGGACGCAGCUCCAAUGGCUCUGACCCACUGGAUGACUGUUCAUCCUGCACCAGCCAAAGCAGCUCAGAGCAUUACUACCCCUCUGGUGGACCCCCCGGCAGCAACCCCAACUACUCUACUCUGGGAGAGGAUUCACCCUCCAAAGCCAGGCAGAGGCAGAGGCAAAGGCACAGGUCUGCAGGACACCUGGGUUCCUCUAACUCCGGCUCCAUGCCAAACCUGGCAGCUAAGAACGGCUCUGGUGGAGGCUCAGGUGGAGGUGGGAUGGGAGGGGGUCACCACGGAGUUUACCUCCACAGCCAGAGCCAGCCCUCCUCCCAGUAUCGCAUCAAGGAGUAUCCGCUGUACGUGGAGGGCAGCCCCAACCCCGUGGUGGUGCGCAGCCUGGAAAGCGAUCAGGAGGGCCACUACAGCGUCAAGGCCCAGUUCAAGACCUCCAGCUCCUACACGGCCGGGGGGUUGUACAAGGAAGCCUGGGGGGGCGAGGAGGGAGGAGAGGGGAGUGGCCGACUCACGCCGUCACGCUCUCAGAUCGUACGGACUCCGUCAUUGGGGCGAGAGGGCGGUGGAGGAGGAGGAGGGGGGAGGGCAGCAGUGUCUGAAGAGCUGCGAUGUUGGUACCAGAGGUCCUCAGGGAGCCUGAAGGAGAGGAGUCACUCACAUUCGGGAUCCACUUCCUCCGAGACAGGGUCACAGCAAGGCACUCUGGGACAUGGACGAGGGAGUAGAGUAGGGACACUCGCCAAGGGCUCACCAGCUGCAUCCCCUCACAGCCAGAGGAGUAUGACGCCCUCCAGUGAACACGCAGCCACACCCACACCCCCUUGUAGCCCACAGCACAUCCUCAACUGGCAGAGCGGGUCUUUUAGCGACAGCUGUUUUCUCAGCAGCCCCCUGUGUUCAGAGCUGGCAGAUGUGCAGUGGUACGGACACGACAAGGCCAAACCUGGAACCCUGGUCUGAGACCUUCCUUUAGAGGCCCAGAAAAGUACCAUUGCCCUCUCCUACUGCCUCUCAACUGUCCCUCACUACUACCCAUCGACAACCAACAACCUCAUCCUUAAAGCCCUACAAAAACCCUGCCCCGACCGGACUAGUGGACUGGACAUGAGCCUUCCUCCUCCCUAUAUCCUGCCCUUCAUCCAUCUCACCACCUCUUUAUUAUGCCCCCUCUAUCACAGCUCAGUCAGACAGGGACACACUCACUAGGCUCUGAUAAGGGCUGGUUUUACAGGAUAGACUGAGAAGUGUCACCUCAGCUGUUGAACUGUUGCCCUACAGCACCACAGAGCCCUUUCUUUACUCACCCUCUGCAGCACACAAGCAACGGGCACGGGGGGAAGGAGCGACUGAAAGAGAGAGAGCACAGAAAAAUAUCAAACACACAACUCAGACUCAACAAAACACUGGUCAUUCCAGGAUCUAUUUCAUAUCUCAUCUUUGGUCCCCCAACCUUACGAACUCCAGUGCACUGCCACCCAAUCAGAGGAUACCUGCUGGAUUUGAGCCACCAGUUUGAAACCCAUUUCCAGGCCCAAACGAACUGUGUUGGAUUUCAUUAUUCCCAUCAGUGUUGUUUGUCUGUCUUGUUUAUUUCUCCCUGCGUAUUUAUAAAAAGAGAACAUGACACAAACUUUUCAAAAAAUCUGGAUUAGCAAGCAUAUAGAUGACAAAUUCAACUCCUCUCAGUUUUAACCCACAACCAAAGACAACUAAUGGAUUGACUGAUCACACCAGGGUCUGAUGAGCCGGUGCCCCCUGCAGAAAAGUGACUGUCAGUCAACCGUCUGAGAGUGAAUUCACAAUGACAAUAUCAGGAUGGUUUCUGGGACUGUCUGGGAUAUUGAUGAGGACUAUAGCAAUAACAAACAUUGUACAAGUACACGAACUGGUUUGAAUCUUCAGAGUGAAUUGAAGCAGGCUUUUUGCCAUGUUCUCUGCCUUGUGACGCUUGGAGUAAAGGAUCAUUAGUGCAUCACAGGGAGAACAUGGAGUUGUGGUUAUUGGGUUUGGCAUUAAUCUAUGAUUUCUUCAGUGACUUCAUCAUUCAUUUUUAUUUAAUGUCUUUGGUCUUUAUAAGAUUUCUAUGUCCAUAACAGUUUGUUUGGCCGCAUGGUGGACUAUGAACAGUACUUGAGCCAGAGCGUGGAGGGUUGGGUUGAAGGGUGAUUUUUUUUUAACAUGGCUACAUACAGUCACAAUUACUGCAACAUUUAAUUUCAGCUUUUCAUAUUUUUCAUCUUCAACCCUGAAAGUAAAGGACGAUUGGCUGUUGACACCUGUUGGCAUUACUUGUAGUUUGACAUUGAGGCUAUUCAGUGAUAAAUCUCUACAGUGACUCAUCUUUUUUUAUCACUAUUGUCUGUUCUUCGCCUUUGGUCUUGGUUUUAUAUUCACACCAUACUGUGCAUCUGUCAGUCUUUUUGUAGCACUGUGUUUUCUCAUCUUUCUGUCCCUCUCUUCAACAUGACAGGAGAGACCCUGACUGAGCACAGACAGUCUGAACUCAACGCUGGCCAGAACACACGCUGACAGUCAGAACACUUGCAUUUAUGGGCACACGUGAAUACUAAUAUAUUUGUGCCAAACAUGUUUGUGCUUUACAUUUGUACUGUUUUCAGCACUAGAACAGCAGCUCCUUCAAGCUACAGACCCUUUCAAAUCCCCACAGUCUAUAGCCAUUCUAUAAAACAGCAGCAAUGCAGAGUAGCUAGAAGACACUUCACAUGCGUCUCUAUAAUUUGGCAUCUGGCAGUAUUGUUAAGAAAUUAGUCAAAGCACAACAUCAACAGUGUCUAUGAGGGCUGGAGCUACCAUUGGUAUAUUCAGUUCAUUUUCCACCCUCAAUAUUAUACUGAUGAGUUGUAUCAAAGUUCAUAAGAGGCUACUAGAAAAGCUAGAACCAAGGAUGAGGCGUUAUUGGUGUUUGUUUUGUUUUUACAGUAUAUGGACAUCAAUGAAGUAAUAAUUAAUACCCCACUGUCAGGGCAGAAGAGAAGCCAUAAUCAGAACAGAGAAAAAAACCCUCUAAAAUGUAGAGAAUUAUUUUAUCACAUAUCCCAAUCAACAAUCAGAUAUUAAGAUCAGGGUUAGAAAAGCACAUCUGGUUUUGUACAAAGGAAGUAGAAUUCUGCAUGUUGUUGCUUUUCCUGAAUCUGUUUCCCUCAUCUGACCUUGAAAAAUGUUUAUGUUGCAGAAUGACGCUUACCAUUGUUUUGCUGUUGCACAAAAUCUGAAUUAAUCAGAUGUUAAUUUUAUUAAGAGUAUGACAGAUUGUACAUCUCAGUGACAGAGAGAAAUGGACAUGUUUUUUUGUGUUUUUUUUCAGUCACAUUGCACCAUUAUGUCUGGAUAAAUUGUGUAUCAUGCUGUAAUGCAUGGGAGGAAUGGUACGUAUGCUACCCUGUCUCUCACAGUGGUGUUUCCUUUAUGCACUGACGUCAGUUGUUGUAAUCUGUCACUUUCAAGACUGUUUUCAUAAGAAGGUUUAGCCCACUCCCAUGCCCCUGUGCAUGGCUGGUUCCCCCAAGAGUUAUCCAUCCAUGCCUGGUCAAAUUUGACAGGUCUUUACCCAGGAUUGGAACCAGCACUCACCACACAGUUACCAUCUCUAGUGUAUUGAAGUUUGACCCAACUUUUCUCACUGAAAGUUUGCGCCCAGAUCCUGUGCGCCAAAGACACACAAUCCCACGCAUGCCAUUCAGAUCCAGUGACAAAUAAAAACCCCUAAGACAUCCAGCAUCCGAUUUCUAUAUGCUAACAUUAGCACGUCUUGCUCUGUAGUGUCGCCCCACCCCCAGACAGUCCUGUUUUGCCCCUGUGGUGAUCUCUGACCCCCGAGUCCGAUGUGAUGAAGUGUGACGUCCCCUCCUUCUGUAGUUCCAAACACACCAUAUUUUCUGUGCUCCAUAGAGAUGUUUGAGGUUUUUAUAAUACUCCAAGAGAAAUUAACUAACUCUUUAUCAGUCUUUUCCUGUAUGUACGGAGGGGCACUGUAAGGUUUUGUGGGGUUUUUAACAUUCACAUUCAUUGUUUUAACAAUGUUCCAUUUUAUAUGAACCAGUAUUGUUUUUUUUUUUUUUAGUUCUGACAUCGUAACAACCCUUCAGGUGCUACAAAAUGACCAGUUACUGCUUUGUCACGUAGGAUCUAGACAUCUGUUCAUUGUUAUCAAUAGAUUCAAUACCAGUUGUGCAAAAUGAAGCUUAUUUUAACAAACAGUUUAAUAGUAGAUCACUUCCCCUACCAGACAAUAGAGCAUGUAACUUGAUUUUAUCAGUUCUGUUCAACUGUAACAUUAAAGGUGUUGUAGAAAAAAUGUGGAAUUGAUAAGAAAAAAAAAACUGAAUUCCACAGUUAAUUUAUUCUUUUUUCUAUUAAAAAUUUGUAUAGUAACUUUACAUUUUUCAAAACUGUGUUGUUGGAAAUUGAUGAUGAAUUUUCAAGAUGAGAAGCCGUGGUGGUUCUUGAGAGUAAGAAAAAUAAAUUAUUGAU
This is a messenger RNA of Seriola dumerili (greater amberjack), 6762 nucleotides long. RefSeq names its product FERM domain containing 4A (gene frmd4a). The transcript has 24 exons. Bases 1 to 3231 code for a protein of 1076 amino acids. Gene Ontology annotation, biological process: establishment of epithelial cell polarity. Gene Ontology annotation, cellular component: adherens junction; bicellular tight junction; cytoskeleton. The record is from RefSeq and is a predicted model, not a curated record. Lineage: Eukaryota; Metazoa; Chordata; Actinopteri; Carangiformes; Carangidae.